CUUGUGUCAUGUGCACAAGGUGUCUAUGACUCCCUGGGUUUAUCAGUCAGUCUGACAGUGAAGGAAUAGCAGGACCAAAUGACAGUCAGAGGUUUAACCAUCUUAAAGGAUUCAACUUUCUUUCCUCGAUAUCGGAUUAUACUAUUUAUUGGAAAAUUAUAAAGAAGAGGUGAAGAAAUGGUCGGCAUGAAACCCACAGAAGUUGUUCCCUCUGCUGGAAUCAAGUUCUUUGGCGCCGGAAUAGCAGCCUGCAUCGCUGACCUAGUCACCUUUCCUUUGGAUACUGCUAAAGUCAGGCUGCAGAUUCAAGGAGAGUCUAAUAAAGCCCAUGGUGCCAGUACGACAAAGUACCGAGGAGUAUUUGGAACCAUCACCACCAUAGUGCGCGCAGAGGGGCUCCAAGGUCUUUACAAUGGGCUGGUUGCUGGUCUGCAGAGACAGAUGAGCUUUGCAUCGGUUCGAAUCGGUCUUUACGAUUCCAUGAAGCAGUUCUACACUCGAGGCAGUGAAAAUGGUGGGAUUGUAACACGCCUCAUGGCUGGCUGCACCACAGGAGCCAUGGCUGUGGCUUUCGCUCAACCUACAGAUGUGGUGAAGGUGCGUUUCCAAGCCCAGGCGCGAGUGGCCAAUGGUACCAAGAGAUACAACGGCACUCUGGAUGCCUACAAGACUAUUGCCCGGGAUGAAGGGAUAAGAGGCCUUUGGAAAGGCUGCAUGCCAAACAUCACACGUAACGCCAUCGUUAACUGUGCAGAGCUGGUGACAUAUGACAUGAUCAAAGAACUCAUUCUGAAGUAUGAUGUGAUGACAGACAACCUGCCCUGCCACUUCACCGCGGCCUUUGGCGCAGGCUUCUGCACAACAAUCGUGGCCUCUCCUGUGGAUGUUGUCAAAACACGGUUUAUGAACUCAGCAGCUGGUCAGUACCGCAGCGCCGUUGACUGUGCCUUAAUCAUGUUGAAAAAUGAAGGACCCAUGGCCUUCUACAAAGGGUUCACACCUGCUUUCUUGCGACUGGGCUCCUGGAACAUUGUGAUGUUUGUGACUUAUGAGCAGAUAAAAAGAGGUAUGAUCAGGGCACAGCAGCACUGGGAGUCUCCGCUAUGACUCUAGUUCAUCUAAUUUUUCAAGACGUGCUUGGAGAUGGACGAUUACCAUUAUUUAAGAGACGUUUUUUAACAGAAGCUUGGAUUCAGGCAUCAUCUUCACAUUUCUGACUCUCACAGUUCCCCAAGGAAUAUUGACAAUUUGAUUGUCGUGUCAGAACGAGAAGCAACGGAAAGUCACUUGUCUCCUUAAAUAAAUGUGACAGGGAUGGGGAAUGAUUUGUUUUAGCUCAGCUCAUUGAUCAGAUUUCAGUUUGAUGUUUAAUGUUCAGAAUACAGAACAGUGGUCUGCAGCUCUUCUCUCUGCUAUUGACCAGUUAGUCUUGCUUUGUGUGGUCUUGUUGUCAAUCUUUACAUUCCUAAUAUUUAUUAAUGAAACCCCAUUCACUUUUAUCUGAUUACUUGUUAUUUUCUCAUCCUAACGUCGAUACUCUGCCCAACUUUGACUGUUAUUUGUGUUGUUUAGUGUUGACAUCUUGGAUUCUUUUCUCUCUUUUCUGUUUUGUUCAUUUAGUUUUGACUGUUUUAUGUUCUUUAACAUUGCUUUUAAUGUUCCUAAUGUUGUUUCUUAACCUAAUAUUUUAUAGCCUCCUUACUGAAGCCUUUUUAAAUUGAUGUCACUACCUCCAUGUUUAGAAUUUAGGACAUAAUGUAAUUGUGUUAUUUUUCAACUGCAUUUUUAAGUUACAUGCUGUGAUAAGACAAUGUCUGUUUGAACUCAGGAUGCCAAAUGAAGAGGUGCAAAUUAGUCUGGAUUUCUGAAAAGUCCGGUGUGUUUUGACACCGGGGCUUCUCUUGUACAAUCUACAGAUGUGUGUAUUAAAUGAUCCCCCAUUUGUAAAUAAAAUAAAA
Molecule: messenger RNA, 1958 nt
Organism: Cynoglossus semilaevis (tongue sole)
Lineage: Eukaryota; Metazoa; Chordata; Actinopteri; Pleuronectiformes; Cynoglossidae
Product: mitochondrial uncoupling protein 2-like
Exons: 7
Coding region: 178-1107 (309 amino acids)
Biological process (GO): transmembrane transport
Source: RefSeq, a predicted model, not a curated record